AUGCCACAACUGGACACAUCCACAUGAUUUAUCACUGUCUUAUCUACCAUUAUUACACUUUUUACCCUUAUACAAUUAAAAAUUUCACUCCAUAUCUUCCCACAAACACCAUCAGCAAAAUCCAUUGAACUUAUAAAAACAGACAACCCUUGAGAAUCAAAAUGAACGAAAAUCUAUUCGCCUCUUUCGUUACCCCAACAAUAA
Messenger RNA from Myodes glareolus (Bank vole), 204 nucleotides. Lineage: Eukaryota; Metazoa; Chordata; Mammalia; Rodentia; Cricetidae. The record is from the annotation of a RefSeq genome assembly.